Gavia stellata (red-throated loon) is the source of this 1353-nucleotide messenger RNA. It is a transcript of the gene PLVAP, whose product is annotated as plasmalemma vesicle associated protein. The coding region runs from base 1 to 1266 and encodes 421 amino acids. Lineage: Eukaryota; Metazoa; Chordata; Aves; Gaviiformes; Gaviidae. Gene Ontology annotation, cellular component: caveola. Gene Ontology annotation, biological process: regulation of vascular permeability; positive regulation of cellular extravasation. The transcript is spliced from 6 exons. The record is from RefSeq and is a predicted model, not a curated record.
AUGGAGAAGAGCAGCUACGCCAUGGCCACGUUUGGUCUGGAGGCCAAGGAGGCGAUGCCCAAGCGGGACUGUGGGUUUUAUGUGAAGUACAUCUUCCUCUUCACCUCCCUCAUCCAGUUCCUCAUCAUCCUGGGGCUGGUGCUGUUCAUGGUGUACGGCAACGCGCAGGCGGGCACCGACACGCACCUCCGGCUGCUGGAGGAGCAGCUGCAGGAUCGCUACAACAAGAUCAUCACCCUCAGCGGGAGGAACAUCAACCUGACGCGCACCCUCAACGCCACCAUCAAGGAGAAGCAAGGGCUGCAGGUCCUCGCCCAGAAGGUGCAACAGGACCUGGAUAAGUGCAAUAGCACCCAGACUUCCAACCCCGUCACCGAGCUGCAGGAGAUGAAGAAGAUCAUCUUCUACCAGAAGACGAAGCUGGACGAGUGCCACAUGACCAUCAGCGUCAUCAACACCAGCUGCAGCGGUGAGAAGGUGCGGCUGCAGAGCAAGCUGGACCAGACAGCCCUGAGCAAGAAGGAGCUGGAGGAAAACUGCCGCAAAGCGGGUGCCACGCUGAGCAAAGCCACCCAGGAGCAGGAGAGCUGCCAGCGGGACCUGCUCACCACCAGGACCGUCUGCGACUCCACCAAAACCAACCUGGAGCUGCUGAAGCACGAGUGCGAGUCCCUGAGGUCCGACAUGGGCUACUCCUUCCAGCGCAUCAAGGAGAUGCUCAGCCCGUACAGCUGCAGCAACGUCCACGAGCAGCUCAGCUGGUUGACGAAGCAGACGGAGAGGCUUUUCCUCUGGCAGCAGGAACGGGACACCAAGUACGUGGGGAAAAGCGUCUGCGACAUGAACCUGCUCCAGUGUCACAUCAACUGCUCCAAGGAGAAGCAGGAGUUGGAGAAGCGGCUGCAGGACCUCGAGAAACAGGUCAAGGACAGCCAGGAGGAGAAGAAGAAGCUGCUGGUGGAGAAAGAGCAGCUUGGCAAGGAGCUGGAGGAGAAGAGCAAAGCCGCUGCGCAAGCCGGCUACUUCAAGCAGCAGUUCAACCUCUGCAUGGGCUCCAAGAUCGACGCCUUUGACAUCACGGGCUCGCGGGUGCUGGGGAGCAGCGGGCGGCCGGGACCCUUCACCAACAUGGGUUCCUACGUGGAUGCGCUGAGGAACCAGGGCAUCUUUGGGAAUAUGGGCAAAAUCAACGCGGAGGAGAUCCAGCGGUCGGUGCAGAAGAUCGUGGAGCAGUACACGUCCACCCUGAAGAACCCCAGCGGCUAACAGCCAAGCGGCGCACAGAAAAUGGCGGUGAGGGGCUCGAGGACAAGCCCAGGAGGUGUUUCCCGCGGCACAGAUGGCAAACCCCAA